Molecule: messenger RNA, 537 nt
Organism: Papaver somniferum (opium poppy)
Lineage: Eukaryota; Viridiplantae; Streptophyta; Magnoliopsida; Ranunculales; Papaveraceae
Product: pentatricopeptide repeat-containing protein At5g57250, mitochondrial-like
Exons: 3
Coding region: 1-537 (178 amino acids)
Molecular function (GO): protein dimerization activity
Source: RefSeq, a predicted model, not a curated record
AUGGGAAAAGUUGAUCAUGGGUUUUGUUUGCUUGGAGAGAUAUUAAAGAGAGGUUAUCAUCCUGAUACUGUCACUUUUACAACACUGAUUAAAGGGGUGUGUCUUCAAGGGAAUAUUGAUUUUGCGAUCAAAAUGUUCGACAAAAUGACAAAGACGGGUAUUCAAUCUGUUGCUAUUACCUGUAAUACUAUUAUUCAUGGGCUGUGUACAACUGGUGAAGAAUAUGUUGCAACACAGAAACGUGGUGGUAAUGUAUUAACUGACUUGUCAGAGUUAGCUGAAUAUCUUGGCGAGACGUACAGAGGUUGUCUAAAUUCACUCGACAUCCUAAACUAUUGGAAGAACCAUGAACAACAAUAUCCAGUACUUUCAAAAAUGGCAGGGGAUAUUUUGUCAAUUCCUAUUUCAAUCGUCGCAUCAGAGUCUGCAUUUAGCAUUGGAGGAAGGGUGAUUGAUCGAUUUCGCAGUUCCUUAUUACCUGAAAAUGUUGAGGCGUUAAUAACAACUCGUGAUUGGGAAUAUGGAAUUGGUAAGUAA